AUGACAAUCAACAAUCUGAUUGACCCAAUUAUGUUAGACUUCCUAACAGAGCUUCCAAAAUGUGAACACCAUUGUCAUUUAGAAGGGACUUUAUCUCCAUCAUUACUAUUCAAACUAGCCAAAAAAAAUAGUGUGAAGUUACCAGAUGAAUUUCCUGAUACACCAGAAAAAUUACUACUGAAAUAUGACAACUUUGAAAAUUUGGAUGAUUUCUUAAAAUAUUAUUACGUUGGAAUGAACGUUUUAAUUACCGAGGAUGAUUUCUUUGAGCUAGCAUGGAACUAUCUCCUAACAGCCAAAAGCCAGGGAGUUUAUCAUCUUGAAUUAUUUUUUGAUCCUCAAGGUCAUUUGAUUAGAUCCAUCAAGAUUUCUUUUGAUACAAUUAUCAAUGGAUUGACAAGGGCCUUUUUAAAAGCAAAAAAUGAAUUGGAAAUUUCAACAAAACUAACAAUGUGCAUUUUGAGACAUCUUCCACUUGAUAGCUGUUUUGAAACAAUCAAUCUAUCCAAAAAAUAUUAUGAAAACGGUCAAAUCCAUGGUUUAGGUUUAGAUUCAUCUGAAAAACCUUUUCCUCCUACUUUAUUUAAAGAAUGUUAUAGUGAGAUUUCGAAAACCUUUCCCAAUGUUGGUCUAACUGCUCAUGCCGGUGAAGAAGGUGGUCCAGAUUUUGUUGUGGAUUCGAUAAAUGAAUUAAAAGUUACAAGAAUUGACCAUGGAGUGAAUUCAAUCAAAGAUUUAAAUUUGAUCGACUAUUUAUCAAAAAAUCAAAUAUUACUAACUGUCUGUCCAAUUUCAAAUUUGAAGUUGCAAGUAAUCAAAAAUUUAGAUCAAUUACCAUUAAAUGAAUUUUUGAAAUACAAUGUACCAUUUAGCAUCAAUUCCGAUGACCCUGCAUAUUUCAAUUCCUAUAUAUUAGAUAAUUACGCUCAAAUUCAGAAGGCUUUUAAUUGGAAUAUUGAAACUUGGUGUAAAAUAGCAAACAAUAGUAUCAAUGGUUCCUGGAUAGCUGACAAAGAAAAAGAAUUAUUAUUACUCAAAGUGGACCAAGUUUAUCAUAAAUACAAAUCUAUCAUGAGCGACCUUUAG
Messenger RNA from Ascoidea rubescens DSM 1968, 1086 nucleotides. Its product is annotated as adenosine deaminase. The coding region runs from base 1 to 1086 and encodes 361 amino acids. Gene Ontology annotation, biological process: purine ribonucleoside monophosphate biosynthetic process; adenine catabolic process; hypoxanthine salvage. Gene Ontology annotation, cellular component: cytosol; nucleus. The transcript has a single exon. NCBI's taxonomy places the organism in Eukaryota, Fungi, Ascomycota, Saccharomycetes, Ascoideales, Ascoideaceae. The record is from RefSeq and is a predicted model, not a curated record. Gene Ontology annotation, molecular function: adenine deaminase activity.